CGCGGCGCGGGGCGGGGCUCGCGCGCUCCCUGGUAACGAGCGCCGCGCGCGCGGGGCCGCGCCCCCUCCCCUCACGCCCCUCGCCGCCGCCAUGCAGGGCGAGGACGCCCGGUACCUCAAGAGGAAGGUAAAAGGAGGUAACAUAGAUGUGCAUCCAUCUGAAAAAGCCCUCAUUGUCCAUUAUGAAGUGGAAGCAACGAUUCUGGGAGAGUUGGGAGACCCCAUGCUGGGGGAACGCAAGGAAUGUCAGAAAAUAAUUCGGCUGAAGAGUCUUAAUGCAAAUACAGAUGUUGGUUCCCUGGCUCGAAAGGUGGUUGAAGAAUGCAAGCUCAUUCACCCCUCCAAGCUUGCAGAAGUAGAGCAGCUGCUGUACUACCUGCAGAACCGCAGAGAUUCCUCAGCAGGAAAAGAAAAGAAAGAGAAAACCAGCAAACCAAAAGAUCCACCCCCAUUUGAAGGAACAGAGAUUGAUGAAGUUGCCAAUAUCAAUGACAUGGAUGAGUACAUUGAGUUACUCUAUGAGGACAUUCCUGACAAAGUGCGUGGCUCUGCCCUCAUCCUGCAGCUGGCCAGGAAUCCUGACAAUUUGGAAGAGCUGCUUAUAAAUGAAACUGCCCUGGGUGCAUUGGCUAGAGUGCUGAGGGAAGACUGGAAGCAAAGCAUUGAACUGGCUACCAAUAUAAUUUACAUUUUCUUCUGCUUUUCAAGUUUCUCUCAAUUUCAUGGGAUAAUCACACAUUACAAAAUUGGAGCUCUGUGUAUGAAUAUCAUAGACCAUGAACUGAAGAGACAUGAGCUUUGGCAGGAAGAGCUUGCUAAAAAGAAGAAAGCUGUUGAUGAAGAUCCUGAAAAUCAAACCCUAAAAAAGGACUAUGAGAAAACUUACAAGAAAUACAAAGGGCUGGUUGUCAAGCAGGAACAGCUGCUUAGAGUUGCAAUUUAUCUGCUCCUAAACCUCGCUGAGGAUACUCGCAUUGAGCUGAAGAUGAGGAACAAGAACAUUGUCCACAUGUUGGUGAAAGCACUGGACCGGGAUAAUUUUGAGCUGCUUAUCCUUGUUGUAACCUUCCUGAAGAAACUCAGCAUCUUCAUGGAGAACAAAAAUGAUAUGGUUGAAAUGGAUAUUGUUGAAAAACUUGUGAAAAUGGUACCAUGUGAACAUGAAGACCUGCUGAAUAUCACUCUUCGACUCUUACUGAAUCUCUCCUUUGACACAGGCCUGAGAAGUAAAAUGGUCCAUGUUGGUUUGCUUCCCAAACUCACUGCACUCCUGGGGAACGAAAAUAACAAAAAAGUAGCGAUCUGCAUUCUGUAUCACAUCAGCAUGGACGAUUGCUUUAAAUCGAUGUUUGCAUAUACAGACUGCAUCCCUCAGUUAAUGAAGAUGCUUUUUGAAUGUCCUGAUGAGAGAGUUGACCUGGAACUUAUUUCUUUCUGUAUUAACCUUGCUGCCAACAAAAGAAAUGUGCAGCUUAUCUGUGAAGGAAAUGGUUUGAAAAUGCUCAUGAAGCGGGCUUUGAAGUUUAAGGAUCCAUUGUUAAUGAAGAUGAUCAGAAAUAUUUCACAACAUGAUGGGCCAACUAAAAGCCAGUUUAUUGAAUAUGUUGGUGAUCUAGCAGCUCAAAUAUCAAAUUUUGAAGAAGAAGAGUUUGUGAUUGAAUGCCUGGGAACACUUGCAAAUUUGACCUUACCAGAGUUGGACUGGGAACUUGUGCUGAAGGAAUACAAACUGGUUCCAUAUCUCAAGGAUAAGUUAAAACCAGCAGGUUCUGCUGAGGAUGACCUUGUUUUGGAAGUGGUGAUCAUGAUUGGGACUGUGUCCAUGGAUGACUCCUGUGCUGCUCUGCUGGCUAAAUCUGGGAUCAUCCCUGCACUCAUCGAGCUGCUGAACGCUCAACAGGAAGAUGAUGAGUUUGUCUGCCAGAUCAUCUAUGUAUUUUAUCAGAUGGUGUUCCACCAAGCCACCAGAGAUGUCAUCAUCAAGGAAACACAAGCUCCAGCGUACCUCAUAGACCUGAUGCAUGAUAAAAACGCUGAGAUCCGCAAGGUCUGUGACAACACUCUGGAUAUCAUAGCGGAAUAUGAUGAGGAAUGGGCUAAAAAAAUCCAGACGGAGAAGUUUCGAUGGCACAACUCGCAGUGGCUGGAGAUGGUGGAGAGCCGGCAGAUGGACGAGAGCGAGCAGUACCUGUACGGGGAUGAUCCCAUCGAGCCCUACAUCCAUGAGGGGGACAUUCUGGAGAGACCUGACCUCUACUAUAGUGCAGAUGGGCUGAUAGCCCCUGAUGGAGCGGUGAGUCCAGAUAUCUUCGGGGAUUACCAACUUCAGAAUGGAGACCUGGUUGGGCAGCACCCCUUUUCCAGCAAUGGGAAACUGAGGUCAUGGAGAAAAGGAGCAACUUGUCCAGGAUCACACAGCAGCAUUGGAGUGGAUGGCUUCGGCCAGAGCUCGGGCGUUCCCGGGCGCCCGGCGACCGCCUACGGCUACCGGCCGGACGAGCCCUUCUACUACGGCUACGGAGCGCGGUGAGCCCGGCCAGCAGCACCCUGCUGCUCCUGCAUGGCUGCAGCACAUGGCUGCAGCACUCUGUAUCCUUUGGCAUGUGUAGCUCACAUACAUUUAGCCUUUCUGGGUCCGGUGUGUUAGUGACAGUGUUUACUCUUUGGUUGCUCUUUGUUAUUAUUUUUGUACAGUAACUGUGACUAGAAAGCAAGAAUUGGAAACUACUGGACUGGAAAGUGUCACAUUAUGUAUAUUAAGCUACUAAUUUAAUUUCUAUUAAAUAUAAAAACCUGUGUGGUCAGCAGUGGUGAAUGUGUUUCUAACCAAUGUUUUGUGUUUUACAAGGCACUUAAGAAGAGUGCUCCGUGUUCAGUGUGUUUAAUGUGGACUGUUUCCCUCACACUUCAGUCACAGAACACCACUGAGUCCCAGCAUCUCCUGGCACUGCCCUGACACAUAGUUUGGACCAAAGUCCAGUCCUGGGUCACCACUUUAAUAAUGGAAAGAUGGCACAGAUUCAAUCUCCUGGACCUUCACACAUUUACAGUCCAUUUUAAAUGCUUGAAAACACUUAAAAAUAGAAACUACACAACAGAAUACCUUUACCCUAGUGUUUAAACAGAGUUCUGUAGGCUGAGAGGAGACAGCCACAUCCAUUCUAAGGGCCAGCAAGAGCAAGAAACACUGUUCAGAAUCCAGAGGCUUUACCCCAGCUUCCCUAUGUGGAAAUACAAAUCCAUCCUGUCCUGCUAGUUUCUGGGGUCUAAGGUGGAUCUAAGCAGGGAUCAGUGAGCAGCAGAGUCAGGCCAGGACCCCUUCACACUGGACUUGCAGUGUGGUGAUUAUUUUAUGUCAUGUUUUGAAACAACCUGCAAACGGAAUUCAGGCUAAAGCCGUUCUUCAGCUGGGCAUGCCCACUGUAACAGACAGAAGAAAAGGAUGAUAAUGCCCUCUCUGCCACAGCUACCAAGGCAGCAGUUCAAAUUUUCACUUUUUAAAAGUAAAGUUACCUCUGCCUCAUCCUUUUUCUUUUGUUAAUGCCUGUUGAUUUGCAGAUUUGUUUUUCUUCUUCUUCAUCCCUCCUUUAUGGCUUAAACAGAAAGCUGACUUGCAUCAGGGGCUGUUCCUAUAAAACCAGUCACUAGUAAUUCCAUAAGACUGGGGUCUGUGCUGGGAAGGUGAUCUUCAAAGGCAUGGGAUUGUUUGGGGAAUCUGACAAACUCUUAGUCUUAUACUUCAAAAAUACCUUUGAAAUAAAAAUUGUUUUGAAACCCUG
Molecule: messenger RNA, 3779 nt
Organism: Lonchura striata (white-rumped munia)
Lineage: Eukaryota; Metazoa; Chordata; Aves; Passeriformes; Estrildidae
Gene: KIFAP3
Product: kinesin associated protein 3
Biological process (GO): cilium organization; microtubule-based movement
Cellular component (GO): kinesin II complex; ciliary transition zone; axoneme
Molecular function (GO): kinesin binding
Source: RefSeq, a predicted model, not a curated record